UUAAGAUUGCAAAACGAACUUUUCCUUUAACGAACCCCUCAAUGUAACCAAUUAUGUUCGUUAUUCAAGGGUCCACUGUACCUUUCUGCUCUAUUUCCUGCCACAGUGAGAUGUAAAUUUCCUUUGUACUGUUUGGUGGGGUGUAUACUACUCCCAGUUCUACUGACUGUGGUCCUUCCUUAAUAUCUACCCAUAUCGACUAUGUUUUGCUAUCUUUUUUAAUUCUACUAUUAGUACAACACUAAUGUGUCCCUAAUGUAUAAUGCGAUGCCUCUUCCUCUCCUGUUUUCCCUGUCUUUAUGGAACAGUGUAUAACCAUCUAUCUUAACCUCUGGAUUAAAUACUUUCCCUGACAUAUCUAAUCAAGUUUCUGUUAAAGCAAUGAUAUCAAGUUUCUCUACACGCCAUUCCCCUAAGCAAGUCUAUUUUAUUCAAAAUACUUCUACAGUUUUUAUAGUAAACACUUAAGCUAUUUAUUACCUUCUCUGAGCUAGUUACCUUUCUAGAUUUAACUAAUUUGUCUUUCAUUUUGACCUCAUAACCUCUUCUUCCCUACUGACUGAUGAAAAAAGCGCUGGAGUCCAGUUACUUCCCACUCGAGUAUUGUGGCCUAAACCCAGGCACCCUGGCAUGAUAAAUGCACUCCAUCCCGGAUUUACAAGGAAUCCCUACUCUAGAAGAGGUCCCAAUUGUUGAUGAAUGUCUAUUCAUUACUUACAAUGAUUCAUGAGCCUGCAAUUCACUGUAAUAGCCCUGGACAGCCAGUCACCACUAACGCCCUCCUCAGCAAGACUCCACAUACCACAGGAAUCCCUCCCUUGUCCCUAGUCCUCUCCAGAACCUGUCAAAACUUCCCGAACAGCUCCUCACUCCUGACCUUACCAAGGUCAUUCCCUCCCACAUUGAGAAAAACAAUGGGCUUGGUCCAAUAAUUUUCCAAGUGUCUAGCCUAUCAGCAACCUUCCCUAUCCCACGCUCCCAGCAAACACACCCUUGACCUACGCUUCCUGUCUCUGACACAAAACGCACUAUCUAAGUGCCUAACCUGACUAUCACCAAGUACAAGCACUCUACCUUGGGGCAGGUUAACUGUGACUGCAAGAUGAUACAGUAAAAUCCCUCUCAUCCGGCAUUCAAGUAUCCGGCACAUUUUUCCCCAAGCCUUAAAAUCAAUAAAAAAUCAAUGUGUCCUCAUAAAAUUGAUUAAAAUUCCUGCGCGAGGCAUACUUUGUCCCCUCGCCAGAGCGCACUGCUUCGCACCAGCCACGGCCCACUGCACUGUGUUUACUCAGUGACUCAGUCCUGCGUGUGCACUGUUUAUCGCCUGACGCCUUCAUCAUGCCCAAAGUUGUAGAAAGAGGAAGCAUGUUGUGCUUACACUUAAGCAGCUGAUCAGAUCAGCUGCUGAUUAAGAUCAGCUGAUCUUUGUUAUGGUGACUGGCCUCAUGCCUUCCGCCAUGUGCCUCGCAGAAAGCUCCAGUUACCUCCUUGGAACCAGCAAAUAAAGGAAGAAGCGUUACUAAAAAAGAUACAACGGAGACAGAGAAGUUCAAGAAACCACUAGUGGUCAUCAAAAGUGGUGAUAGUCAAUCUGGUUCCUUACUGCAUCCCAAAGUGCAUAAAUUGUUUUGAAGGGUAAGUACCUGGAAAUAAUGGAAUACAUGAAGGGUACAUGACAUGGUCAGUGUGUAUGGGUGAAUUGUACAAAAAGAUGUUUUAGGAAGAAUAUUGUCAUGUAAGAAAUUAAUUUAAAUCAAGAUUAAAGUAUUAAAUAUACUUUUAAAUGUAAAUGAGAAAUAUGAAAUGUAUGAACAUAUAAUUAUUUUGUUUUAUUGUACAUUUAGCACCUAGUAACAAUUAUUCAGGACUGAAUAGCUAUUUUUAUUAUAUUCAAAAUAGACCUAAAAAUUUUAUUUAUAUGUUUUCAGUCUUAAAGCUAGAGAGAAAUGUUUUUUUUUAAUUAAGCAGCCUAGAGGCUAAGGUAUGCAGUAUGUAUUUCUCAAAAGCUCCCAGAAGAGUGCAUGAGGCUGAAUCUUAAGAAAAUUAGUCACUCCACAGUAAGCUUUUCUUGGUUCACCUUAUGUUUUGACAGUACAAGAGGGGAAGGAGUUGAUGAUGAUCAUAACUGCCAUGUUUGUUAAAGAUUCUUUAAUCCAUACAUCUGUCAUGGCCUGAAUCUGGUUUCUGCUUUAUAUUUGUGAAUAUAUUGACUUACUUAUCUGACAAAACCCCUUCCUUCAGUGUAGUUUUUUUUUAGAUCAGAUUCACUAAUGUAACAGGGUUUCUGUAUUUCCUGUUCAUCUAUCCAGUUAUUUGCAUCUAGAACUUCUUCUUCUUUGCAUUCUAGAACUUUUUUUUAGUUAACUAAAUUUCUGCUUACUGCAAUAAAUACAAAAAAAUUUCUUACUGCAACAACUACUAGAGAAUUAUGCUUAUUGCAACAGGUACAGAAAAUAUUUCAACUUAUUGCAACAGGUACAGAAAAUAUUUCAAAGUCUGGCUAUCAAUCCUCAUAGUGAACAUUUAUUUGUUAAUGAAAUUCACUGAAAAUAUGAGGCAAAGACUAGCCAAGCAGUAAUAUUAACACAUGCAGGCUGUUCACUUGAAGCAGCACAGUCACAUACACAUCUCCAAGGGAUGUAAAAAGCAGGGAGCAGUCACAUACUAAGAGUGGGAGGGCUCAGCCAUACCAUAAAUCAACCCAUUGGUGAUGUGACUGUGUCGUCUGCUUUGGGUGGGAAUGGAGAGGCCACCUAAAUUCCACAUCUAGUCUUUUGCUUCACUGCUUCUGUCUAACAUCUAACAAGGUGUGAAUCAACCUCAUCCAACCAGAACACUCAACUUUCUCUUCAACCUCAACAACUGGUGACCCCUGGACAAGAAACUACUCUUCAGCAAUGGAAGAAGAUACCAAGCCCAGCAAUGCAAAACCAACCGUUUCCACCGUCACAGUGAAGCUGUCACCCUUCUGCGCCAGUGAGGCUGCAUCAUGGUUUCGGCGAGCAGAAGUUCAGUUCCGACUGAGGAAAGUUACAAGCCCUCAAACCAAGGCCGACUAUGUACUGGAAGCCAUCCCUGAGACAAUUUUUCCUCGCAUCACAGCAUGGCUGGACAACCAGGACAAAGAUGUCAUCGACGACCUCAAGCAGUAUCUCCUUCAAAGAGUUCACGAUCUCCGUCAGCGCCUGGCUCCGACGUCUUCUAAAUCUUCGUCUAACACCUCUGGGAGACACCACAGCACAUGCAGCAUGGAAUGAGAUGCAAGCUCUAGCUACACUACUUGAACAUGACUCUACUACUGGCAAACCACAGCGGGUAGACUUGCUGUGGGAGCUGUGGCUGCAACGUCUUCCCUCAUCUGUGAGAGCUGCCCUACACGAAGCUGAUGACUGCCCCGUGGAAGAGCUCAUAAAUAAGGUGGACAAUCUUAUCAAUACCGCAAAAGCGUCCUGUGCCCCCGACACUAUCUGCCCUGCCUUAAUUGACAACCUGCCCAACACCAAUGCUGCCAGGCCACCUGUUUGCAAGUGGCUGCCCGACAACCAGACGUGCAACUGCAAACCAGGAGUUUCCAGCCAACAUGGACAGCAUGGACUGUGCUACUACCAUCACAAAUUCGGAGCUGGAGCUUGCAAAUGCACCCCAGGUUGCCAGUGACCAAAAAACUGUUAAUGAGGCCACCACUGACCACAGCAGUGGCCUCUUCGGACCCCAAGCCUGGGAAUAUCAAUGCGCUUGCUUUACCAGCCUCUGGUUUCUUCAUCACAGACAUCUUAUCUGGCCGUAAGUUUCUGGUGGACACAGGCACUUUUUGUUUCCUGUUUCCAGUCACAGCAGAGGACAGAAACUGCCCUUUGACACACUGAUUAGACAUCAAGCUCAUCGCAGCCAAUGGAAGUACAAUUCCCACCUACAGCACCCGCACCAUCCCUAUCCAAGCAGCCGAACGCAGCUUUUCUUGGGAUUUCGUCAUCGCUGAUGUCAAGACGCCUCUCCUAGGAGUGGAUUUCCUGAGUCAUUAUGGAUUGCUCAUUGAUGUUGCCAACCAUAAAUUGCUGGAUGUAGCAACAUUCCGCUCAGCUCCUCUUGGCUCCCACUGCCGACACACAGAAAUCUGUUCAUUGAGAAUAGAUAUCCUUUACGACAUGCUCAGACAAGAAUUCCCUGAAGUAUUCCGCCUAGAACUCCAUCAGCAGCAUGGUCACUCAUCAAAACAUGGAAUUUUCCACUACAUCAAAACAACGGACCCCCCCAGUUCAUUCCAAGUUUAGACAGCUAUCCCCUGAAAAACUUCAAGCAGAAAAACAAGCUUAAGCCGACAUGGAACAAAUGGGCAUAUGUCAGAAAGCCUCAAGUCCAUGGGCAUCUCCUCUUCACCUCGUCAAGACAGCUGAUGGCACCUGGCAGCCCUGUAGCGACACUACAGGCAACUUAAUCUUUUUACAGAACCAGAUCACUGGCAAUUCCCAACAUGGCAGACCUUAUCUCCAAUCGACAUGGGGCCAAGAUUUUCUCCAAGCUUGAUCUCCUGAAAGGGGUAUUUUCAAGUUCCAGUUUACCUCAAAGACAUACCCAAGACAGCAGUCAUCACACCCUUUGGGACUUGCACAUUCAAUUACUCCACUUUUGGUCUUCGAAAUUCAGGGGCAACCUUUCAGCACCUAAUAGAUGGCAUCCUCAGAGACCUUCCCUUCUGCACCUGCUAUGUGGACAACAUACUGAUCUUCUCCAAGAACUCAGAGGAACAUCUCCAACAUCUCCGAACUGUUCUGCAGCAACUACAGGACAAUGGCCUGUUUGUGCAUCAGAACAAAUGCCAGUUUGGCGCUACAUCAGUGGAAUUCCUUGGACACCAGAUAUCAUCCACCAGUGUCUCCCCCCUUUUGGGUAAGGUGCAUGCUGUUUCAAAAUUUCCUUGUCCCACCACCAUCAAAGGACUCCAAGAAUUCAUCGGUAUAGUAAACUACUACCAUUGCUUCCUGCCGAACAUUGCCCAGAUCAUGGAACUGCUCUACAGUUCUCUCGUUGGCAAACCAAAAGAGCUGGAAUGGGGACCAAAACAGGAAUGAGCCUUCAAGGACACAAAGGCCGCCCUCACCUCAGCUACAACUCUUUCCUUCUUGUGCCCCAGCACUCCUCUUACACUGACCACAGAUGCGAGUUCUGUUGCUGUUGGAGCAGUCAUUGAGCAGACCAUCAAGGGUACGACACAACCACUGGGAUUCUUCAGCUGGGAACUCCGGCAAGCAGAAACAAGAUAUAGCACAUUCGACCAUGAACUACUGGCUGUCUACCUCGCUGUUCACCACUUCAAACACCUCCUAGAAGGAAUCCCAUUCAGCAUUCGUACGGACCAUCGCAUACUGGUUCAUGCUUUCUCCAAACAGGGUGAUGCUUGGUCAGACCAACAAUGGCCAGCACCUCUCCAGCAUUGCUGAGUUCAAUUGCACCAUUGAAUACACCCCAGGAAAGAUGAAUCUGGUGGCCAAUGCCCUCUCAAGAGUGGAAAUAAACUCAGUCUACCUCGGAAUCAACUAUGAAGAGAUAGCAACUGCUCAAGAGAAUGACCCUGAGACUGCAGCCUACCGCACUGACAUAACGAGUCUGCGAUGGGAGGAUGUUGCCUUUGGAGACAGGGGCCAUACCAUCCUCUGUGAUGUUAGCACCGGUUGUCUGCGACUUCUCAUCCCGGAGCCCCAACACAGCAAAAUUUUCAAUGUUGUCCAUGGUUUGCCACACCUAUCUGGAUACUCAACUGCCCAUCUCAUAAAGGAAAAAUUCAUUUGGCACGGAAUGAAUAAGGACAUAAGGCAAUGGGCCCAAUGCUGCAUUACCUGCCAGACAAGUAAAGUUGGCUGCCACACUGAGUUGGGGAUAGGAGACUUCCACCAGCCCAAGUGUCAUUUUGGACAUUCAUGUCAACAUGGGUGGCCCCCUUCCACCAUCAGAUGCCUCACAGUACCUCUUCACCACUACAGAGUGUUCCACACACUGGCCAAAAGCAAUACCCAUGACAAAUGCUACCGCACGAGAUUGCGCUGAGGCCCUCUUACAUGGAUGGAUCAGCUGCUUUGGUGUUCCAGACGACAUUACUUCUGACUGGGGCCAUGCCUUCAUCUCUCAGCUGUGGACGUCCCUGGGAGAGUUGAUGGGGACAAACAUCCAUUGCACCACGGCCUACAAUCCAGCAACCAACAGCAUGGUGGAGCGGACCUACUGCACCCUAAAACCUGUGCUGAUGGCACACUGUACCUGACCAGAUUGGAAGGCCCAACUACCCUGGGUCCUCCUUGGGAUGCGGUCAUCACUGAAGGAGGGACUGCAUGUUUCCCCAGCCGAGAUGGUUUUUGGAGAAGCUCUUGUUGUUCCAGGAGAAUUCUGUCCAUCAUCCAAUACAGCCGUUGAUGACAACAAUCUCGCCAGACUACGGCACACCGUGGGGAAGUACCAGUCAUGUGUCCAAACACACACGACAUCGCCUCCAUGAUACUUCCCCAAAUCACUAAACUCCUUUAAGUAUGUCUUCGUAAGGUACAACGCUUACAAACCACCCCUCACUUGCCCUUACUGGGGACCCUACGCCGCCCUAGAAUGUAACUCCGUAGGCAUUUUGCAUCAGUAUAGCCAGAGGCAGUGACUGGGUGUCAAUCAACCACUUAAAACCUGCCUACCUUGAGGAAGAGGAUUCCACGCCUAUAUUGCCACUUGUUGACAACCCAACUUCUACCUCACACCACCUGAGUGCAUGUCCUCCUGCACCAUCCCCUAAAGAUGGACCUUGCCCCACCUCGUCCCGCACUGGACGGCUCAUCCAACAGCCUGACCGUCUUGACCUCUGACCAGGCAAGGACUCUCUUGUUGGGGGAGUAUUUGUAAUGCUGUUUUAAGUCAUCCCUUCAGUACAGCAUCCUCGAAGAGAACAGAACAGUUUGGCAGUGACUAAAAACAAACUCACAAAAUCUCAUUAAUAUGCUUUUUCCUUGAUAGUUAAUUGUCCACUCAUCCCAUUCAAGUUUUACCUUUAUAUUCUAGAUUUUUUUGUUUUGUAUUUCAUUACAGUCAUUACCCAUAUUAUUCACUCACUGCAUUAUUUGCAUAGGUUUCAAGAUUUGUAUAUUUAUAUUUGGUAUUUGUUACAUAUGCUCAAGGUGCGAAUAAACCUCGUCCAACCGGAA
This is a messenger RNA of Scylla paramamosain (green mud crab), 7175 nucleotides long. RefSeq lists its product as uncharacterized. The transcript is spliced from 7 exons. NCBI's taxonomy places the organism in Eukaryota, Metazoa, Arthropoda, Malacostraca, Decapoda, Portunidae. The record is from RefSeq and is a predicted model, not a curated record. Bases 5371 to 6042 code for a protein of 223 amino acids.